This is a messenger RNA of Mercenaria mercenaria, 5091 nucleotides long. Its product is annotated as hypoxia-inducible factor 1-alpha-like. Gene Ontology annotation, molecular function: RNA polymerase II cis-regulatory region sequence-specific DNA binding; DNA-binding transcription factor activity, RNA polymerase II-specific; protein dimerization activity. The transcript is spliced from 14 exons. The coding region runs from base 364 to 2511 and encodes 715 amino acids. Gene Ontology annotation, biological process: regulation of transcription by RNA polymerase II. Lineage: Eukaryota; Metazoa; Mollusca; Bivalvia; Venerida; Veneridae. The record is from RefSeq and is a predicted model, not a curated record. Gene Ontology annotation, cellular component: nucleus; transcription regulator complex; aryl hydrocarbon receptor complex.
AGCGGCCCAAUAAUUGGUUCCCGAUACACGUGUUUACCUAGACGCUAGUAGUGAAUAAAAUCGAUAACCAGUCUAGGCGGUGUUGACAAUUCGACUAUUGAAGUUGGUUGACACUUUGAGAAGAUAAUUGCGUAAUAAUGUGUGAAUUGAUGAUUAACCAGUAAUCAAAACAUCUGCCAGCUUGUAUAUUUGACCUCUGCCGAGAGUUCACCAAAAUUAACGCCGAUUACGGUGUACUUUAUGUGUUGCGAUUUUUUACAAAAAAAAAAAAAAACAUCGACAUGUUUGUGGCAUGCAGUUGUAUGACUGACGAAUUUUAAAUAAACAAAUUUUACAAAAUUGAUCAGUGAUGUAGUUGAAAUAAUGGAUGAUGAUGAUGAUGAUGCUGUUGUUGAAGAAAAACCAUGCGCUUCCAAGUUAUCGAGGAAGGUGGGAGAGAAGUUACGCCGUGACCGUUUGAACGGUUUGAUCACUCAGUUGGCCGAGGAGAUUCCCAUCAUUAAAUAUGCCCACCGAAGACUGGACAAGUCAGCGAUACUUCGACUUACAGUCAGUUACAUGAAACUGCAUCUAGGCUUAAAGAGGAAGAAACUGGGAUGUAACGCAAGUCUUCAAGAUGUUGGUAUGUUGAACUGGCUCAAAAAGGUAACUGAUGACGCCCUCCUGAUCAUUACACAGUCUGGUACCAUUAUCUAUGUGUCAACUAAGAUCUUUGACAUGCUGGGAUUCUAUCAGACGGACAUGGUUGGGCAUAACAUCAAGCGAUUUGUCCACCCUGAUGAUCUGAGUGUGUUGAUGUCACAGUUCUCAGGUCCUACAGAUGUAUCUUUACAAUCAGCAUACUCUAGAUUUGCACAGGAAACUGGCUACAUGGUACCUGAUAAUUGUCAGCCGACAAAUACAGCAUGUAAUUCUUUCUGUGUGCAAAUGUUGAGGGCUGCAAGACGAAAACAGAUGGUAGGUGAAGCCAAAGAAUACGAGACGAUAAGUGUAAGAGCUAACUGUGAGAAAAGUCUGGGGAUAAAGAAUAAAAAUUCAGCGAAUGAAUUAUGGAUGAUAGCUUUGUUGAAGCCAUUCAGCUAUGAGCCUAUUAAGGACAUAGAAAUCAAAAUAGCAGAGUUCAUGAAAAACAACGAGUGGGCGACCAUGCAUGAUUUAGAUAGCCGUAUUGUUGCCAGUGAUCACAGAGCCUCAUUGUUUCAUGGGUAUAUGCCCUCGGAGAUCAUUGGAAAGACUCCAUAUAUGUUAAUACGUGAAGAUGAUCUCGAGCCGGUAGCCGUCAGUCACCAAAUGAUAAUGAAAAAUCACCAGAUUCUGUCAACUGUGUUCCGGAUGAACAAUAAGUUUGACCUGAUUAUAUAUGUGCAGUCACAGUCCAUUAUCGUCAAUGAUCAGUGGACAAAGAAGCCAAAGUGUAUUGUUAGUGUUAAUACAGUAUUAAGCUCUGAAGAAGGAAAACAUCUUCUUGACGCCCAGAGAAAAAGGACUCAGGAGUUCAUGAAGUUGCAGCAGAAACAGGAAGUUGAAAAGUUGGUUCCACUCAAACAGGAAGUGGAAUCAGAUGAUAGUAAUGAUAGUGUGAAAGGACACAGUCUGGGUCAGAGCACCUUGUCAAAAGAUAAGUUACUUAAAAUGAAAAUGACAAGUGGAAAAAGCUUGAAUGAAAUAUAUGAGAAUUAUUCUCAAAGUUUCCCUAACAUGUAUAGGGGGAUUGAUAGUUGCUCAGGUUGCAAGAAGUCGGAGUUUUCUGAGAAAAGGUCGCAUGAUUACAUGGAUAGUGACUCCAGUGGCCUGGAGUCAACAUGUUCUGGAAACACAGGUUCGGAAACUUCAAGCCUUAACGUUACAGAGGAUGAAGCUGAUUCACCUAAACAUAGAUCUCCAUCACUAAAAGAUCUUCUUAGUGAUGAAAAAUGUUUAGAGAAAGCUAGUUCCGGUAUUAAAACUUCAGAUCAGUUAACAAAAGAGCAUCCAUUUUCAUUCCAAAAAGGAAUAUUAAAAGGAAAAAGAAAAAUGGAGAAAGGUGUUCGUGGACCUGGUGAUGAUAAAAGCCAGAUCUUUUCAGAAACAGCAGCGGGAAAAGGAACAUCAAUUGUAGCCUCAGUUUCAGUGGCAAGAGGUGGUACUGAAUGUCAAGGUCAUGCGGCAGCAGGUCAUACUGCAGGUGUUCAGUCGCCUACAGUAGAUUCUUCAGGAUCAGCCGAGGGCACAGCUGACGUCAGUGUUAAACCAAGUGUGUACUGUCGAUUUAGCAGCCAACUUGUAAAUAAGCAUGGAAUGUUGAAACAGACAAUAGAUAGUCAGAAAUUGACGCUGGAGAUUUUACGAGAUCAGUUACAGAAGAGUCACAACAACGUGAUCCUCAGUUCACAACAAAAACAAAUACAUGAUUCACUUAUAGAAAAGAUAACCGAAGCGGAGAAUCAAGUUGUAGUUCAAGGUCAGUUGCUGGGAGAACUGGAACAAGAAAUCUUGAAUCAACAACAACAUAUAGAAUUAAAUCAUAAAUAAGCCCCAUCCCCGCCCCUCCGCCUUACGGAGUAGGGCUCAUUGAUUUGUAAAACUCUUAAUAUACUGUUUACAUUGUUGCCAGUAAUUUAAAGUCUUUAUGCUUACUGUGGCUUAAGAUGUUGACUUUUUGAUCAUUAUUUAUUUAUUUGAUCAGUAAUUUAUUUAUGUAUGUACAUACAUUACCAGUACAGUAUGCCAGUUCACUGUUGUUGAAUAUUAGUUGAAUUUGUGAAACUUUGUAGAGGAAGUUUAGAAUUAUUGUUUAAAAACAGUUUUCACUGAAAAGAUAUAUUUAUGUAUACUGGGUAUGAUAUAGAUAAUAUGAAACUGUACAGCAAAAAGUUGGUGGUCCUUUGUGCCGCUAGGAAAAAAGAGUUAGUGUCGACCCCUGUACAGUUAUGGAGUUAAAAGUUUUUUCUGUUUAUUAUGCAAUAGAUAAAGGGUCAUUUUAAUGCCAUAGGGUUAUGGUCAAAGUUACCUCAAAUAGAAAAAGUCAAAUUUUGCUGGGAUCAUAAAAAGGUGAUUUUCAGUCAAUAACUUUUGUUUACUUUCAGUUGUAUUUGGGGGUCACUGUUACUGAAAAUAGAAAAAUGAUUUCUAAUCAGUAUCACUAAUUAAGAAUGAGAUAUUGCAAUUGAACUUGGAACGAGAUAUUCUGAUGAAACUUGGAAUGAGAUAUUGUAAUGGAACUUGGAAUGAGAUAUUGCAGUGGAACUUGAAAUGAGAUAUUCCGAUGGAACUUGGAAUGAGAUAUUCCGAUGGAACUUGGAAUGAGAUAUUCUGAUGGAACUUGGAAUGAGAUAUUGCAGUGGAACUUGGAAUGAGAUAUUCCAAUGGAACUUGCAAUGAGAUAUUCUGCAGGAACUUGCAAUGAGAUAUUCUGAUGGAACUUGCAGUGAGAUAUUGCAAUGAAACUUGCAAUGAGAUAUUGCAGUGGAACUUGGAAUGAGAUAUUGUGAUGGAACUUGGAAUGAGAUAUUGCGAUGGAACUUGGAAUGAGAUAUUGCAGUGGAACCUGGAAUGAGAUAUUGCAGUGGAACUUGUAAUGGAACAUGGAAUGAGAUAUUGCAGUUGAACUUGUAAUGAGGAUUUGCAAUGGAACUUGGAAUCAGAUAUUGCGAUGGAACUUGGAAUCAGAUAUUGCGAUGGAACUUGGAAUCAGAUAUUGCGAUGGAAAUUGGAAAUAGAUAUUGCGAUGAAGCUUGGAAUGUAGGUAGCUUAAUUCGACAGAAAGGUUGUGGCCACUAGGGUGAAGGUCACUGAAUAGUUAACAUCACUUUUACUGAAAAUAGAAAAUGUUUGAAAAACCUUGUUUUUAUGGAAUUUCCACAUCUGUUGUUUAAAGACAUGCAGGUUCCAGUUACCUAUUAAAUAUUUGUGCAAUGAGCUUCCAGAAUUGAAGAAUAUAUAUACAUCAAAAUAUUUGUUUGUUCCAAUGUAAGAUCAGAAUAUCUUUCACCGUGUGAAUACCAGAUGCAAUAGUUUGGUACAGGUAUGGGUGAAAAAUUAAUGUAGAACUGGGGUUCAUGAGUGAAAGAUAUUUUGUUCUUAUAUGUGAAACAGAAUUUUUCUUUUAAUAUGUCUUUUUAAGUGGGAAAGGGAAAAUAGUAGCAUGUUUAGUAAAUGGCCUGAAUAGGGAGGUGGUCAUUCAUGGAGACUUGAUUCUAUCUGCCUUUGUAGGAAGGUAUUGCUCUGUAGAAAUGUCAUUGAUUUAGUUUAAAACUGUAAUUAUUGUUUUUGUGAUAUCAAAACUUGUGUAAAUUUUGUGAUCAUCAGAAAUGUUCUGUAUUGUUAGCUCAUCUGAUUUUUUGAAAAAAAAUGAUGAGUUAUUGUCAUCACUUGAGCGGUUGUCGGCGUCGGCGUUGCCUGGUUAAGUUUUAUGUUUAGGUCAGCUUUUCUCCUAAACUAUCAAAGCUAUUGCUUUGAAACUUGGAAUACUUGUUCACCAUCAUAAGCUGACCCAGUAUAGCAAGAAACAUAACUCCAUCUUGCUUUUUGCAAGAUUUAUGGCCCCUUUUGUACUUAGAAAAUAUCAGAUUUCUUGGUUAAGUUUUAUGUUUAGGUCAACUUUUCUCCUAAACUAUCAAAGCUAUUGCUUUGAAACUUGGAAUACUUGUUUACCAUCAUAAGCAAACCAUGUACAUCAAGAAACAUAACUCCAUCUUGCUUUUUGCAAGAAUUAUUGCCCCUUUUGGACUUAGAAAAUCAGUUUUCUUGGUUAAGUUUUAUGUUUAGGUCAGCUUUUAUCCUAACCUAUCAAAGCUUUUGCUUUAAAACUUGCAACACUUGUUCACCAUCAUAAGCUGACCCUGUACAUCAAGAAACAUAACUCCAUCCUGCUUUUUGCAAGAUUUAUGGCCCCUUUUGGACUUAGAAAAUAUCAGAUUUCUUGGUUAAGUUUUAUGUUUAGGUGAACUUUUUCUCUUAAACUAUCAAAGCUAUUGCUUUGAAACUUGCAACACUUGUUCACCAUCAUAAGCUGACCCUGUACAGCAAGCAACAUAACUCCAUCCUGCUUUUUGCAAUAAUUAUUGCCCCUUUUGGACUUAGAAAAUCAUUUUCUUGGUUGAGUAUUAUGUU